GCAAUUGCUUCCUCUCGCGCCAUUCUGCUGGUUGCGCCCUGACAAUUGCUCCAGUCCGUGUCGCGCACUCUAUUAUCAGUUUCAGCUAAUAUCCCCUUGCCUUUGCCGUUCAUUUUCCUUGUACCGGGGCUCAUUGACCAUCAUCUCUUCCUCCCAACAACUAUUUUUCGUCCACUCCGCUGUCCCACCCGCCCAGUCACUGUCCUCUACAAAUUGAUCCGCGCUAGUCCAUCAACACAAUGGCCUGGAAAUUCCAGCUCGACUCAAGCCCGCCGUCUACGCCUGGUAAAUCCCGCAAUCUUUUCAACGAUUUGUCCAGCACCCCGGCUGGGGCGCCACCGUCCGCAUCCAACUCCUUUACUCCGCAUGGCGGCGGGCCUUCCGACUUCGGAAGCUCUCGCAUGAGCUCCGGCUCCCUCUUCACGAGGUCGGGGCACAUGAACCUCAAUGAUAAUGAUAGUAUCUUCGGUUCAUCUAUCAUGUCAAAUGAUUUUCUGCCACCUGUUACCAAGAAAACGACAACCGCAACGAGAUCUUCCGCGCCGUCGCAAUCCCUCUUCAGCAUCACAAAUGGAUCUCGCUUUGACGAAUCCGUACAAUUUCGGCCUUCCAACGGCUCUCCGGAGUCCCAGAUGAAUGCAGACGGAGAUGAUAGUCUGGCCGAGGAAGGGGCCGAGGUAACGGACAAUACGGGGAGCAGUCUGGGCGUGGGCAAGGCGAGCGAAGACGCUGGAUCUCGCUUUAGCUUCCUGGAUUCCCAGCUUGGAGACUCUAUUGCUCCGCAGCCGGUCUCUCUUGGAAAUCGCAAAUCCAUCUACUCGAACCCCGUUAGCGCUAAACGCCCAAAGCUUGACGAGCGAUGGGCGGGUCAAGCACUUCUGCGCAAGGGAAAGCUGCCGCCAAAGAAAGACUCCGCGAUGCCAUCUAUCGUGCGCAACUUCGCAUCUCGCUCGCGUCUAACAACAGUGGCAGAGUCUAGUGAGUUUGUGAUGAGCACGGAAGAUGAACUGUGCCGCAUGUAUGACGAAGUCAGGAAAGCCGACUACAAUGGCACUGACUUUCGCCUGGCCCUCUCGGACGUCUGCAGUCGCCUUACAGGUGUAUGGAAGAAAGCUACGGGUCAAGAUGGUCCCUAUCAAGAGUCAGACGGCAUUGGGCCGGGCGAUCAAGCCUUGAAUAUUGCCAAAGCAAGUUUUUUGGCUUCACUUCUUCUACAACUACAUCAUCCUCCUCGGCCAUUUGACCCACCGGGUCAAAUUAACCCCUUCGCAACGCGCAAUUUGUUACUAGGUGGUUCUCGAACAACGUCACCGACGCCUGUACCCAAAUUCCUCAUAGACUGGCUCGAUGCCAAUCACAUUCCUCCUGCGUCACAGUUGCAAUUUUUGAAACAGUUUGAGCCUAAUCCCACUGCGUCAUCAAGCUUCUGGGACUUGCUUAACGCCGCUGUUCUUCGAGGCAGUCUCACAACAGCCGCUGAACUCUUACGGUCUGCCGAUUUCAACUACGCAAGAUCAGCCUUAGAGGAUGGAUUGCCGCAAGCAGGAUACCGCGGAACACAGCUGCAGAAUAUUCAGCGAUGCGUCAACAAAGCUCUUCAAAUCCUGGAGUCCUGUCCUAGUGUUUCCCGUGAUGACUGGGAUAUCAAGGGCACCGAAUGGGCUUUGUUCAGGAAACGGGUUUUGGCAGCAGUGACUGACUUGGAGGCUUUUGCAGAAGGCGAAGACAAAGCGUCGCCGGAACCCUCUGUCCAAGAGAAUCGGUUCCAAGCUGUCAAUUUUGGGCUGAAAGCGACUGCACCCGCGCAAAAUUUCUCCUUCACCCAAUCCGCACGUAUGGCUGAGAGCAAAGUACCCUGGGCAAUUUAUCAGAAUCUGCGGUCCAUGUACCGUAUCCUUCUUGGUGACGAGGAUGCUAUCAUGGACAAUGCACAGGAUUGGCUUGAAGCUACUAUCUGUUUGACCGUUUGGUGGGGCGGUGACGACGAUGAGCAUCCCAGUGAGCUUCCUCCCACCAGCCUCAAUCCUCUGUUCUCUCGCCCCACUAGAAAUACUCCUCCCUCUAGUCGCGACGAUGCCUACCUGCGUCGACUUGAUUUGGCCUUUGGUCAGGCCACAAGUGCGGAUGCCGACGAUGCUAGCUUCCGAGUCAAUUCGCUUAGCAGUCUCGAAGUUGGGCUGGCCUCUGUCUUUGAGGGGAACGUUGAAGGCGUCAUCGAGCUGCUUCAAACAUGGUCAUUGUGCGUGUCAUGUGCUGUAGUUGAGGUUGCAUCGAUUGGGGGCUGGCUGGAUUCCGGAGCCACCGAAAAGCGAACGAUGCCUGGCUUGAGCGAAGAUGAUCUGAUGGUCCUGUCGUAUGGUCAAGGUCAAGAUAGCAAGGUGGCCAGUUCCCGAGUGAAUAAGAACGAUGUUAUCAGUACCUAUGCAUCGGGUCUGUUUGAACGACAGUCAAUUGAAUGCCAAGAUGGUACUCGCAAUGGGUGGGAGGUUGCUCUUGAGGUUCUGAGUCGCUUAGACGAUAGGGAGAAGUUGCAAAAGAGUGUCUCAGAACUCCUGGACAAAUUGCCGCUUAAUACGGCGGAGGAAGUUGAUAAAGUUGUUUUGCUCUGUUCAGAGCUCGAUCUUGAUAAUGAAGGGCGGAAGGUUUCUGAGCGUUUCGGUGACACUACCGUUGCUGAAUCGGGAGACUAUGGUCUUGCUCUGUUAUGCUAUGCUCGCGCACACAACCGCCGUAAGGUCAAGUCUGUGGUCGACCUGCUCAUUUCGUACAGUCUUGUGCAAUCUCGCGCUUAUCCCGCUUCGAAAGAUCUUGAUGAGCAGCUUGAGUCUCUGAUUCGCGAUCCUGGUCGCUGUUUAGCUGCCAUCGCAGGAUCCGACGAAGAUGCUGCUAGUAUCCUUCAAUACUACUUCUCUGGAUACGCAACGUUACGGCGAUACUAUGAGAUCCGCGACGAAGCCGUGAACCUAGAAGAAGGCCAACAACCUCGCUACAAGCCUCUUGCUAGACGACGUACGGCAGCCCAGGCCCUUGUAGCAGUCAUCAGCAGUGCCGCAGACAGUAUCUAUGGUGGCCUUUACGACCCGGACCGUGACUCCGCGGUUCAAGUCGACGGUCUCUUGACACUAUUAGGCGAAGUCCUUCCGUUUAUCGACCAACCGACUCCCAUUCUGUCUGUCUCCCAACAGUUCACCAUCCUCUCAGCAAUUGAGGACCUUCAAACUAUCACCCCUCGCGUCUACAAACAGUGCGAAGAAUGCUUCCGCUCGACCUUGAUAGAAUACCAGUCCUCCAAGAACGCAGACGGAUCUUCGUCAACCGGUUCCUAUCUGUUGCCCCCUUCACCACGUGCCAUGCUCAAUAAGUCCGUCUCUGCUCUCAAUGCUUCUAGCACUUUCUCCUUCAUUGGCAACGAGAUGAUUGAGUCCGCACGCACGCGAUCUGGGUCCGGCUCAGCCGGUAGCUCAGGUGUGCUUGUGCCCCGGUGGAAUUCCGCGAAGGGUGGCACUGUCCAUGAACGAGGCUGGGACUGGCGUGCUGGGCUACCGGACGAUGUCGCGGGUGAGGAUAUUCUGCGGACCUUGCGACUGGGAUUGGCUAGGGGAGUGAGUUCUGGUGGACUUUGGUCUAUCUAAAAAUCUAAGCCGAUCCUGCCAACCAAACCUCCGGGAAAGGGGG
Molecule: messenger RNA, 3675 nt
Organism: Aspergillus saccharolyticus JOP 1030-1
Lineage: Eukaryota; Fungi; Ascomycota; Eurotiomycetes; Eurotiales; Aspergillaceae
Product: putative nuclear pore complex subunit Nup85
Exons: 3
Coding region: 240-3632 (1130 amino acids)
Biological process (GO): mRNA export from nucleus; positive regulation of DNA-templated transcription; protein import into nucleus
Cellular component (GO): nuclear pore outer ring
Molecular function (GO): structural constituent of nuclear pore
Source: RefSeq, a predicted model, not a curated record